Messenger RNA from Anolis carolinensis (green anole), 4367 nucleotides. RefSeq names its product cation channel sperm-associated auxiliary subunit gamma. Gene Ontology annotation, cellular component: CatSper complex; sperm principal piece; motile cilium. The record is from RefSeq and is a predicted model, not a curated record. The coding region runs from base 1 to 3438 and encodes 1145 amino acids. NCBI's taxonomy places the organism in Eukaryota, Metazoa, Chordata, Lepidosauria, Squamata, Anolidae. The transcript is spliced from 29 exons.
AUGUGGAGAUUUCUUCUGGCCAGGCUGCUCCUCUUUCUCCUGCAGCCAAUAUAUACACUCUCGGACUCAGAUUGUAAGUGGAUGGCUGUAGUCAACAGAUUUGAUAACCUCGGAGGUGACCGGAGCGUCUUCUUUCGGCAGCAUGAAAUUCCUUCAGUAGCGGAAAUCUUCAAAGAGCUGGUGGAUUCAGCCAUAGACCCUGAUGACAAAAAUGCAAAAUACCUGGGCUUUCCAUACUACUUGAAAAUUAACCUGACCUGCAAAACACUGGACUCUGCAAUGGCACUUCGGACAGCUCACUACACUGGAUUGAAACCGGUUGUGACUGUCACUUUUGAAGAACCCACCCACGCUGUGCGUCAGAAACAAGAACAAUUGCAGAUCAAAAUGACGGCAGCUCCGUACAGGAUAAAAGGUUGCAGAAGUGAAGAGGUUUGCAGGAUGUGCUGGUGCACGCCGAUGCCCUUCAUGAAUGGCAGUGUAGUCAUGGAUGUGAUGGUGGGAAGCAAUCACCUUGGCUUCCCUGUGGACGAUAAGAGGUUUUCUAUCAAUGUAAAUGGAUAUAUGAGAGCAAGUAGAAAAAGAAUUAGGUUCAGGAUUGGGAGAAAGCUGAAUGUUUUGAGGAACUUCAUGUCCCUGUCACAUCCGUCGCGUCCCUUGUGGUACACUCACGAACGAGCCCCUGUGCUCAUCCUUGGUGACAUCUCCAGAAACAAGGUUGUCCUCUUCUCAGACACAGGGUUUGAAGAUUACUUUCUAAUAGAGGUGGCCAUCGACAGCUGCAGGAUUGACUCCAUCACCUGCAAGAAGACGGCUUUCUCGCCUUCCAUUGUUGACACUAUUGCGACAGAAAGCACCCUCUUCAUCCGGCAGAACCAACUGGUCUAUUACUUUGUGGGGCAUUACCCCAUUCUACACAUGAAAAGCCCAGGUUCAGCGAUGUGGACACGUAUAUUGAACGAAGUCUGUGUGAAGAAAUUAAACCCUGUGUUUUUUGCGAAGAAUAACACUGAAUACGUGAUUGCUCUUGCUGGCGGCAGGCAAGAAGGGAACUUCUAUCUUAUUUCUGUGCAAGAUGGGAUUGUGAAUAACUCUGGCCCCUUGCUGGCUCAUCAGCAGACAGUGUGCCAAUUUUUGAAAAUUCCCUGCCGAAUCGAAUGGGCUGUGUUCUCUACAAAUGACAACAAGUUCUUUUUGUUGGUGAAUUAUUACGGAACACCACGGAACUACAUUGUGGAAUACAAGAGAGAUGGUUAUUUUAAGAUGAUUUAUGAAAUUCCUCGACUUAUACCGAAAGCUGUCUCAGACAGAGGAUAUGUGGUGUUGCUGGGGACAGAGCAAUAUACUACUCAACUCCUCUUCCCCAGAGGUUUGGCUUUCAACCCCUUCAGUAAGAUAUUCUACAUCUGGGGGAAUGCUAUCUUGCAAAGCAAUGACAUGGUGAGCUACAUAUAUUUGUCUAACUUUCCGGGCGAUUCUUCCAUCAGAUAUUUUGUUAUGUCCUUUAAUGGCCACAUUGCUUUUGUGACGGAUGCAGAUGAGGUCUGGGUUAUGAAAGAAGGUAGCACAGAGAUCAAAAGAGCGUAUCCAUCAGAAGCCUGGUCCGUGUACAAUACCCUGCAAGUGAUGGAAGGCUCACCGGAUCAUGACCUGAAUGCCACUCAGGCUAUAGUCACGGUUUUCUUUGACAAGGAUGGGAUGCAAGAGUUGGUUUAUAGGGAGGAUCCUGGAACCACUGGAAAGUUAAUCAAGAGGAAAUUCCCUCUAGAUCAUAUCCUGACCUAUGACCAGAUGAUCAGCACUCCUCACAAAGGGAUGACGCACAAUGGCAUAGACUACAUCAGGUUCACCCACCGUUGCCCAUUUGCCGUGGUUCGCUUCGUGGACUUGCCAUUCCCACAGCGCUUUACUCGGAUGGAGCAUUACCGUGUCAAGCCUCCAGAAAUCAUGGAAAAGACAGGCUUCUAUGACCAGAAGUCGCUGAUUGUGUACCAGGGACUCGUCUACCAACUGCUACAGCUGCAUUCAGCUUACCAUAGAGCUUAUGCUGACCCAGUCCAUGACCCCACUUGGCGUUGGUGGAAGAACAAGAAACAAGAUGCAGAAUACUACUACUACAUGGCUAGCAACUGGAAAUCUUCUGGAGGCAUCUAUGUUGAUAUGGCCAACUAUGUGAAGAUCUACAACAUUAGGCCCAAUAAUUUGUUGGCGAAAACCAUCUACUUGGACAAGAAGCAGACCUUCUUAUUCUCUGUGUACUUGAGCCUCCGGACGACCAAACAGAGCAUGGGGGAAACGGCGGAAGAGAAUUCUCUCAACUACAUGUGGCUCACCAUACUUUUAGCCCAUCCGGAUUAUAUUCGUGCGGAUCUAGAGAGGCACGAACUCAUCAGCAGAGGCUCCGUCCUCUAUAAGGUGGCAAUCUCAGACAUUGGCAAGUACCCUUGGCAAAAGCUCAGUGGGAAGGACCUGUUGAAGAGCUCUGCUAAUUUAAAGGUUGCACACUCAGGGAUGAAUUGCUACCAUUACAUGGAUGACGGACCACGGAUAAAGGGCAGUGAUACAAUCAUCAUCAAUAUUGGAUGUCCUCCAGGCAGAAGGCUGGCUUUUGACAUCACUUACACCAAGAAUUUCACUAGCGAGAAGAACAAGCGCUACUUUGAUUGUGUGAAGCCGGACCCUGAGAUGCCCUGCUUUUACUUCAGUGAUGUAUUUUACCCAUUCUUCUUGAUCCAAGAUAUGGUGACAGGGCACUCGGGGCGUUUCAAUGGAAGCUAUAUUUUCACCAUUAUUGGUGGGGGACCUUUUUCAGUAGAUAACAUCGAAUACUUCACUCCGAAGGAACUUGUGCUCUACAACACCAUGGUCGGCAGUGAAACAAACAGUCUCAUCUGGCUUAGGUCUGAUGGUGAUGAUAACAAUACCGAUGCUGACGGUUUCAAUGUCUUCUCUCAAAACAACUCCGGGAUAAUGUGGGUCUGCCAGCAGAAUUCUCCCUGUCACGACAUUGUUCCCACUGGUGCCUCUGCUCCGGAUUACUUUUUUGUGAUGAAGGUAUCAAACAGGGGAGUGGACCAAACCACCUAUUGUGACUAUGCCUUGGAGUUCAUCGUCCACAUCCACGGCCUGCGUCUUAGCUAUAUCAGGGCUCUCUAUCUAUUGGAGGUAUCAAUGGCUGUAAUCAUAGGUGUGCUCACCCUAUACAUAUCAAUCCUUUCCAUGGCUCCCACAUGCAAGCUCCACAUUGGCAGAAUUAUGAAGAGGAUGGAAGAAACAUUAGCCUAUCGGACAGCAUCCAGCAUCUCAAUCACCUCAUCGAUCACCAGCCAAUCGUCACUGCAACGUAUGGCUCCUGAAGGGAUCCGAGGCAGUUUGGCCCAACCAUCCUCCAAAGCAAAUGCACCGAAAGCCUCAGUGACGCACCCAGGGACUCAGUAAUACCAGCCAGUUAAUUUCCUGCACUCUUCUGCAUGUGAUGCAGAGGAUUUCUGGAAUGAACCAAGUGACUGUCAGCAUUGUGCAAUUUGGUGACUGUUGGAUCCAUUGGGGAAACAUAGGGUACUUUGGGAAAUGCCACAGCCUCCUUGAAAGUAAUCCCCAAGAGUUUGCCUAUGGAUUCUUGUGCUGCUUAAAACCAUCUUUGAGCAGGUCACAGGAGGCAUGCAGAGGAGUCAUAGGAAGUGUUCCAGAAGCCAUUGGUUCCCUGUAAAAUUAUUGACUAUCUAGGGCAGGCAUGGGCAAACCCUGGUCCUCCAGGUGUUUUGGACUUCCACUCCCACAAUUCCUAAUAGCCAAAACACCUAGAGGCCCAAGUUUGCCCAUGCCUGAUCUAGGAGGUAACCUAUAAAAUCCACUGUUUUUAAACCACAGUCAGAAAUGAAAACUGCAUCUUUCUCUUUCUGUUCCAUUUACUGGUCCACUCACACUUGUGUGACUCAUCGAUAGUAAAGUAGUACAUGCAUUUCCUUUUCUUGCCUUGAUAUUUUUACACACUAUGUCCUGACACAGAAUUAUUCCAGACAGGACUGAAUGGGUAAGGUUAAUUUUUUAAAAAAAAAAUGUUACAUAUACCUCAUUAUGUGUCUGGUCCUGCAUAUCCUAUUACUGAGCUGGUUUGAGGUUUCAAACAUGCCUUUGUGUACACUGUUUAUGGCCAAAAAGAAGAAGAAAAAACUUUAUAUCUUCUUCCCAGCAAGUUUGCAAAGGUUUCUUGUUAAGAAUGCAUUUUUCUUUUUAAUUAUAUUCUUUUUAACCAUAUAUGUUCCUUUAAUUUUGUUUCUAAGUUUUAUUUAUUUAUUUAUUUAUUUAUUUAUUUAUUUUGCCUAGUAUUUGAGUCUAAUUCAAUAAAGCCUUCAGUUAUUGUGGAA